This is a messenger RNA of Oreochromis niloticus (Nile tilapia), 750 nucleotides long. Its product is annotated as cytochrome b-c1 complex subunit 6, mitochondrial. Lineage: Eukaryota; Metazoa; Chordata; Actinopteri; Cichliformes; Cichlidae. Gene Ontology annotation, cellular component: respiratory chain complex III. The coding region runs from base 115 to 414 and encodes 99 amino acids. The record is from RefSeq and is a predicted model, not a curated record. Gene Ontology annotation, biological process: mitochondrial electron transport, ubiquinol to cytochrome c. The transcript is spliced from 4 exons.
GAUCCUUCUAGUAGUUUCCGGCGUGUGACCGACCUCGCGUCCUCAACCAGAAGUAGUGAAACCGAGGAGUUUCAGCUUUCUGAGUUUUAUUUUGUAAAAUUGUCAGACGUAACCAUGGUUUUCGAGAAAAAAAUGCUCACACACGGGGACCCCGACGAUGAGGAGGAAGAUGCCCCUGCUGAGGAGGAGGAGGAGGAAGAAGAGGAGGAAGAGUUGGUGGACCCUUUAGAAGCGAUAAGAGCUAAGUGUGAGGAGACUGAACACUGUGUGCACUACAAGGAGCGUCUGGAGCUCUGUGAAGCCCGGGUCAGUACAAGGUCCAACACUGAGGAGGAGUGUACAGAAGAACUCUUUGACUUCCUGCAUGCGCGGGACCAUUGUGUCGCACACAAGCUGUUCCACAAUGUGAAAUGACAAUCUGUCCAGUAGACCCGAUAUGAUUUCUGAUAAUGUAAAAUAAUCCACAAAUGAAGCCUGUUGUUGUUCUCCUGAAUUUCCUUGGACUACGUUCCUGACACCUGUUUGUAUGCAGUGCAUACUAAUAUAGCUGAUAGUGACUCUUGAUGUCGAUACUGCUAAUAACAUAUUGGAGCAUGCACUCUAAAAAUUCGUAUCAAGAAGGGAUUGGCUGUAAUGAAAAUGUGAUGAGGUGGAAUGUUAAAGUAUGCUGCUACAGUAAUGGAAACCGGCUCAGGUUUGGUCAUAACUUCACUCUGCUGACCAGAAAAUAAAGGUUGUCUUUGGAUUCCA